Molecule: messenger RNA, 810 nt
Organism: Laccaria bicolor S238N-H82
Lineage: Eukaryota; Fungi; Basidiomycota; Agaricomycetes; Agaricales; Hydnangiaceae
Exons: 1
Coding region: 1-810 (269 amino acids)
Source: RefSeq, a predicted model, not a curated record
AUGGCAGCAGGCCUGGCCAAGGCACGGUACGGGGAGGCACUUGUCCAUGAAAUCUCGUCAUGCUAUGGGGAGACCAAUGACUUCCUUGCGGCGUGGCGACAUGGUUUGCGUGAAGAGCUUCACACAAAUAGCUCAGGCUUCCUGCCAUCACGCCAGCCUGCUCUUGCUCAGUCACUUGCAUCAGACUUCCCCAAUCUCAAGGUAGCUGAACAUUAUAUAAGCCCUAUGGCUGAAGAACCAAUAUGUUUCAUUGGGCAUGGUCCUGAUCCCAUCCGGCUGGCUGCCUUUGCAGAGGAACAUUUUCAUUGGGGCAGCACUGAUGCAAUUCUUGUCCGCUUUACAACGACUAUUUUUCAAGCCCUUCCACUUGCUCAUCUUUAUUCUGUUGCUCGUGAAACUGGUCUUGGUCUUGCUCGAAGGCCUUGCAAAUACAUUAGCGAGGUCCUCCAGUGCUGCGUCAUGGGGCAUUCCUCCAAUCCACGCCACCCAGAAGUUCACAUGUCCUGUGUUCUGGACGAUGCACUUGUCGAUGCCAUCAUUAAAGCAGUACAGGGCACUCAGAAUGACAGCGAAACAGAGAGAAAGGUCAAAUACUGGCGAACCUCUUUACUUCCCAGGCUUCGUGCAUGGCUACCAAUUGUAAUGAUUCAACAAACAUAUCCAGUAGUGUUUAAAGGUUCAGUCCAUAGGACCGCAAAAAACCGGUGGACCGAACUGAACUGGACCAUGGACCGGUCUCUUUUUCGGUUGCAGUUGCCCCAAUUUGGGGUUGGUCCAGUUGCCGGUUGCCUCAUUUCGAAAAUCUUUUAA